UGCCCUGAAGGAAAACUACACAACAGGAAGAGCAGCGGAGCAGAAGCCUGGCCGUCACAGCAGAGAUCUACUUACUUUUGGUGGAAUGGAGAGUAAAGACGGCAGCAACGGUGGGUAUGGACCGCACCCCCCUCCGUACAACCCUUACGACCAUGGGCAGAGUCCUUACACAGGGACAAACUAUCAGGUGGGGAAUGGGAACGUUGCAGUGGUCUCCCCUCCUGGCCCCUACGAUAACUCGGUCCAUCCUCAGGGCCUGGAUGGAGGCGAGCAGCAGUACGGUCAAGCUCCACCUGGCUACAGUCAGGGCUUAGAGGAUAGCAGCUUCAGUGACGCCGCCAUACGAAGAGGUUUCAUAAGGAAAGUCUACCUGACCUUGAUGCUUCAGCUGCUGGUGACUGUCGGGAUCAUCUGUGCCUUUCUUUACUGGGACGCUCUCAGGGAAUGGACAUGGGCCAACUACUGGUUCUCCUACGUCAUGAUGGCGACGGUGUUGGUGCUCAUCCUGGUCCUGUCCUGCUGUGACAACCUCCGUCGUCAAGUCCCCCUCAAUUUCAUCGCCCUGGGUCUGUUUACUGUGGCAGAGGGCCUGAUGCUGGGAUCUAUUUCAGCGUACUACAAUGCAGAUGCAGUUCUGUGGGCCGUGGGGGCCACAGCGCUGGUGUCCUUCUCCUUGACUGUGUUUGCUAUGCAGACAAAGUGGGACUUCACCGGACUAAAUGGGAGUCUGUGGGUGUUUGCCUGGACCCUGUUUUCGUUUGCAUUGCUUUGUGGGAUCCUCCGAUCGCAGUAUCUUUACAUCUUAUACGCCUGCCUGGGAACCCUGCUGUUUUCUUUAUACUUGGUGUUUGAUACCCAGCUUAUCCUGGGCGGGAAACACAGGAAGUAUGAAGUCUCUCCCGAGGAGUAUGUGUUCGCCGCUCUCAACCUCUAUUUGGACAUCGUGUCUCUGUUCCUGCUCCUGCUGCAGCUCAUCGGCCUCUGUCGCUGACACUGAGCCUGGCAGGCCUCCCAAAGGAACUCCUCCUGCUCACAAUAAAAAAUCCUCAAGUACGUCAUAUCCUUCUAGGAUGCAGAUUUACAAUCCUGUUUUCCAUCUGCUGCCUUAUUUAAAUAGGCAGGGAUGUCUGCGAUGCGUCCAAGAUACAGAUUUGUUUUACUUGUCUUGUGUCAGGGUUAAUGUUAUUAAACUGCAAUAUGUUAUGCAAAAUGUUUUUUCAGAGUGCUACAUUUGAGAAUUUAAAACCACACUAGCAUACAUGUAUACCUUUCAAUUGCAUGUGCCAAAUAUUUUUUUAUAUGAA
Messenger RNA from Notothenia coriiceps (black rockcod), 1304 nucleotides. RefSeq names its product protein lifeguard 1. The transcript is spliced from 11 exons. Lineage: Eukaryota; Metazoa; Chordata; Actinopteri; Perciformes; Nototheniidae. The record is from RefSeq and is a predicted model, not a curated record. Gene Ontology annotation, cellular component: membrane. Bases 86 to 991 code for a protein of 301 amino acids.